Messenger RNA from Acaulospora morrowiae, 1965 nucleotides. The record is from the annotation of a GenBank genome assembly. Lineage: Eukaryota; Fungi; Glomeromycota; Glomeromycetes; Diversisporales; Acaulosporaceae.
AUGUCGGAUAGCGCAAAGGAGGGACAACAAGCAACCAAACCUUUUGUAAACUGGAUAAAUUUAGUCAAUGUCUUGAUCGAGGAAAUUACGAAGAGCUAUAGCAAGGUCGAGUAUAACCGUAAUACUUGCCUCAUUUUGAUCGAUCGGGUUGACACCAUCUCGCCUUCCAUCAGAGCGUUACACAGACGUCGCGAAGAAAGCGAGUCGAAAUUUCGAAACCAAAAUUUUUACAUUGCAUUCAUCAAGUUUCAUCGAGUUUUGACAGAUAUCAAAGGAUUCAUUGGUGACAUAUCACAACUUAUAGGUUAUAAAAAAUUCAAAGAUAGUAAUGAAGUAAAGGGAAAAUUUCUUAAUAUAAUAACGGAAUUCGAGACAUUAUGCAUAGAAUUGGGAUUUUCUAACAACGUUAUUGUUACUGAGAAAGAUCGCGAGAGGGAGAUUCAAAUCCUCAAGGAGGAUUCCAAUAAUACGAUAAAGAUCUUAAAGAAAAUGGAAGAUGACAUAACCAUCAAAGAAAACGGCGAAGAGAUUUCGCUUAACAUGAUCUAUGAAGAAGUGUCGGAGUUACAGAAGAGAGCGGAAAAAUUAGAAGGCAGUUUAUUACACAUCCCUCAAAUAUCACCAAACAAGUUGGAACCACCUUCACAAGGUAAACCAUCAGACAUUCGAGGAAUGCUUUGCAAACGGAUGCUUACGGAUAGGUCUGUCAUUCCUGUUGCGUGUAAACGAAUGGACAUUCCUUCCAGUCAAUCACAAAGAAUCAAGGCGCAAUUGAGUAUACUAAAUCGGCUGCGAUCGAAUGACAAAAUCAUCAAGUUUUAUGGAACUUCCACACUCAAUGAUCAUGAAAUCAUGGUUUUAGAGUGGGCCGAACAUGGAGAUUUAAAAAAAUUAUACGAAUCCGAAAAAUUAUCGUGGUCAACAAAACUUCAGUAUGCUCAUGAUAUAUGUAAAGGUCUGGUAUUUUUACAAGCAUUGGGUAUAUUCCAUCAUGAUAUUCGCUGUGAAAACAUUAUGAUUGUUGAAGAAGAAAGACGCACGGCAAAGAUUGCAAACUUUAACCUUAGCCGGGAGGUCACGGCUGAAACUUGCCUUAUCCAAGAUUUGGGUAAGAUUGUCAGGUGGUUGGCUCCGGAAAAAAUGGAAAAAGCUCGGCGAGUGCCUUACAACUUUAGAUGUGAAAUAUUCAGUUUCGGGAUGCUGUUGUGGGAGCUCGCAUAUCAAAAGAUACCCUAUGAACAAAUGGAGCUGGCCAAAAUAAUGGAACAUGUUCUCGAAAAGAAAAGAGAAAAACUCGAUUUCGAUAUCGACGAACAUCAAGAUAUCAUAUACUUAUUUUGUAAUGCGAUUGAACUAUCAUGGAGUCACGAGCCAAACAAGCGACCACGUAUAAAUGAUUUAUUUCAAGAAUUUUCGAGUUUGCUAUACAGAGAAGAUGAUGGUAUUGACGAAUCCGAAAUAUAUACGGACACUGAUGCUGACGAUAUCUCGGAGGAAUCUGAUGAGAUAAUUCCUCUCGAAGAAGGAAUUAAGGCACAUCGUUCUAAAAAUUAUGAAAAAGCUUGGAAAUGUUUUGAAAAACAUGCGGCCCUUGGCGAUCCAAAGGCAAAAUAUUGGUUAGGUUAUUGUCUUUACGACGGAAUUUAUAAGCCCAAGGACCAAGAAAAGGCCGUGCAAUUGUAUAAGGAAGCGGCAGAUGCUGGCGUCGCCGAUGCUCAACUGCGUUAUGCAUUUGCCAUGAAAAAAAAGGAAGAGGUAUUUAUGACAUAUUUGGUAAAGGCCGCAAAUAACGGGAAUUCAACGGCCCAAUUCAACCUCGGUGAUAUCUAUUUAAAAGGGUUAUGCGGACUUUCCAAGGACAAGGAAAAAGGCCUUCUCUAUUUUAGACUGGCUGCUCUAAAGAAACACCCAUUAGCCAUCAAACUACUUAAGCAAUAUAACAUUGAUGAUAUGAGCAGUCAAUAG